Messenger RNA from Symbiodinium sp. CCMP2592, 2877 nucleotides. Lineage: Eukaryota; Dinophyceae; Suessiales; Symbiodiniaceae. The record is from the annotation of a GenBank genome assembly.
AUGACCAGUUAUCAAGGUUUAAAUUACACAGCCUUGAACGUUUCUUCCAAAUGCCACGCUGGCCAUCCAGGUCUCGGGAAGCUCAUCGAGCAGCUUCCCGAGGAGGAAGCCCAGAAGGACGUCUGGCCGUAUGCAACAGCCAUAAAUCUGGCGGCUGCAUUGCAGGUGCCUUUCCAGAUGCAGGGUGAGGGCCUUCGACCCCAACCACGGGAGAAGAUGCCGCGACUGUGGCUCAGCGCCUGGCACGUGCACGGGGAGGCGGAGGUCCCACGACCGCUGUUGCUGCGUGGAUCUGCGGUCCCGCGGUUGGCGCUUGCAGUGCUUCUGCGCGGCUCACCGGCCUCAGCCGUCCAGAGCUUCCUGCGUUACCACAUAGCCCAGGGCUUCGGACUGAUCUUACUGUUCUUCGAUGCCCCAAACGAGCCGACUGAGCAGGAGGCAGUGGCCAUUGCCGAGGCUUUGGCUGCAGCCCGAGGUGGCAUUGUCGUCCACCUGUGCACAGAGGAUUGGUGGAGCUCAACGCUUAGCAGUUCUCGCUUCGCUCUGCGCCGGCGCGAGAGUGCCUUUUGCGAAGAGACCAUGCAGCUGUUCGAGACCGUCCGUGAUGUCCAAAGCCGACAGUGCCUGGCGGUCGAUGCAGCCGCCCGUGAAGCGCAGAGACGCGGCUUCGAUUGGUUGCUCCACAUUGACUCGGACGAAGCGCUGCAUCUGCCAAAGCAUGCCGAUGCAAGAGGCUUCUUUGCGGGGUUGCCGGCUGAUGUGGACCAGGUGGUGUUCAAUAACUUGGAGGCAGUUCCCGAGUCUUUCGACAUCGACGACUGGUUCAAGGAUGUGAGCCUUUUCAAAGUGCACCAAAAUCUUCUUCGGGACACCACGGAGGCCUCGAGCAGCAAGAAGUAUCUCGAGAAGCUGGAGAGGUGGAGGCAGCGCCAGAUCGCCAAAGGAACGGACCCAGAGGAUAUUCGAACGAACCGCAGCUUCGACAGCGCGCUGCUGCCGGUGCGGAUCGCCAGGCGGAAGGCCGUUCAAGAGCUCCGCCUCGUACUGCCCCCCGGGGAGGAUGGGGAUGAAGAGCCGUUCGACUCCGACGAGGAGGAGCCGAGCCGGGGAGCUCGGAGGGCCGAGUUCGAAGACUUGCCGUGCUACUUCGUGGCCUACGGAAACGGGAAGGCUGCAUGCCGCUUGAGAUCUCCACCGCCUUUGCCGGUGGGCGUGCAUCGAUUCGGAUCAGAUAGCAACGAGAGGCUGCGCAGCCAGCGCUGCACGGGCUAUGGCGCUCCGGUGAUCCUGCACUAUGCGAACUGCGGCUACAAUUCGUGGCGGAGGAAGUACGAGAUCCUUGCGAGCGGACAUGGAACUGAGGAUGGCGGCUUCUCUAUUGAGCGCAAGGGCAUCAAGUCCAUGCGCGCUCACUUGGCUCACCGCGCGCUCAGCCAGCGUGGCAAUGAGGAAGAUCUCGCGAAGUAUUACCGCACCUACAUCAUGGGCAAUGAGUUUGGCGAGUUGCCGCACUUUGCCUGCCAUGGACUGGUGACGCGGAUUCGCAGCGUCCAACGCGUGCUGAGAGAAGAGGAAGAAAAGGAAAAAGGGCUCAGAGGGUUGAGGGCAAACACCGCCCGGCAAUUUAUGGUGCAGUGCCCACCGAACGUGGGUCCGGGGGACACCCUCAAGGUGACCAGCCCGGAUGGCUUCGAUGUCCAGGUAUCAGUACCACUGGGCAUUGGACCCGGCCAGCAGUUCGCCGUGUCGUGGAUGCGCGGCAGCCAAGACCAAAGCUUCUUGGCUGUCGUGUUUGUACCACAACUGUUUCAGGGCUCUGAGGCCCUUGCGAGAGGAGGCCACGUCGUCUCUUUUGCCACGCACUCGUGUGUACUGGCCAGCACUUCGAAGAACGCGCUGGGCCUUUGCUUUAUGGGUGAUACGCUGCAUCUUCAGCUGAAGGCGAAGGAACCGAAACAGCUUCUCUCCAUCACGCCGAUGCGCCUGAUGAAGAUGAAGGAUCGUCCGCGCGAGGGCGAAAGGCAUCCUCUGCAAGCACCAGCAAGUGAAGGAAUGGUCUGGCAGUGGCUUCCCUACUCGCCUGGCGGGCCUCCGCUACACUCGCCGGGCGAAUUCUCGGUACCCAUUGAUCAAGGCGAAGUAGAUGCCAUCCUCGCAGCCGCGGAGAAGGGGCAACCAGUGCCCGUCUUCACGAAGGAUGUUUCCAAAAGCAAGGCGGCAACUUCGGAGGCUUUCCUCCGCAAGAAGGAGGAAGGAAACGCAUUGUUCAAGGCUGGCGACUACCUCAAGGCUGUCCGGGCCUAUGACGCCGCGCUCGCAGAACCUUGUUGCGAUGGAGACGCCUCGAUCGCGCAGAGUAACGCUGCACAGGCAUUGCUGAAGCUUGCCGGCGAGGCUUCUGGUGAAGCGGCGCGCGCUGCAGCCGCCGAAGCCCUGCGCCGGGCACGGGAGGCCAUCUCCAAGGAUAGCACCAAUGCCAAGGCCUUCGCCAGGUGUGCUGCUGCCUGCGACAUACUUGGUGAAGCGGAGGCCGCAGCCGAAUUCCGCGGUCAUGCCGCGAGGUGUGAGGCCGCGGCACAGGCCACGAGGAAUCAGCGGAAGGCCGAGGAAGAGCAGAGGCAAGAGGCCAGACGUCAGCAGCGCGAGAAGCUUGCUGCUGGCCAAGAGGCAGAGCGCCGUCGUGAGGAGCUGCUGGAGCGCGAGCGCAGAGAGGAGGCCCUGCGGCAGGCAGCAGAGGACGACGGCAAGGCUGCAUCACGGGCAGUUGAAAGGAGAGAGGGUUGGGUUUCGCGAAUGAGGUUUCGGGGUUGUUCGGGGCUGAUUGUUGGAUGGUGUUUUUGGGCUGGCGUGUCGUCCCGGAUCACGGGCAAGGCCUGA